CCCUCCCCCUCUGGCCGGUCGGCGCGUGCAGUGUGUGUAGCGGCUGUCCGUUUGAGUUUUAUUAUAACAGUUCAGUCCUCAGACACGACCCGCUGUUUUAUCAGUUCGUCUUUUGGAAGAUGCCUCCAAAAAAGGCAGACGGUGAAGUGAAAUUACCACCCAUCAUUGGAAGAUUUGGUACUUCGUUGAAAAUUGGCAUUGUUGGUUUACCAAAUGUAGGGAAAUCUACAUUUUUUAAUGUUCUAACAAAGAGCCAAGCAGCUGCAGAAAACUUUCCCUUCUGUACUAUUGAUCCCAAUGAAAGCAGAGUGCCUGUUCCAGAUGAGCGGUUUGAUUUCCUCUGCAAGUACCAUAAGCCUCCCAGUAAAAUACCAGCAUUUCUGAAUGUGGUUGACAUAGCAGGACUUGUGAAGGGUGCUCAUGCUGGUCAAGGGCUUGGGAAUGCCUUCCUAUCUCACAUCAGUGCCUGUGAUGCAAUCUUCCAUCUUACAAGAGCUUUUGAGGAUGAUGGUAUUGUUCAUAUUGAAGGAAGUGUGGAUCCUGUUCGCGAUAUUGAAAUCAUUCACGAAGAACUGAGACUAAAGGAUGAAGAACUCAUUAUGCCCAUUAUUGACAAACUGGAGAAAGUGGCAGUGAGAGGAGGUGACAAAAAACUAAAACCAGAAUACGAUAUAAUGUGCAAAGUCAAGAACUGGGUUAUAGAUGAAAAGAAACAUGUGCGCUUCUAUCAUGAUUGGAAUGACAAGGAGAUUGAUGUAUUGAAUAAACAUUUACUCUUGACUUCAAAGCCAAUGAUUUAUUUGGUUAACUUGUCUGAGAAAGACUACAUUAGAAGGAAGAAUAAAUGGUUGAUAAAAAUUAAAGAGUGGGUAGACAAACAUGAUCCGAGAGCACUGGUCAUUCCUUUCAGUGGAGCAAUGGAACUCAAGUUACAAGAUAUGGAUGAAGAAGAAAAAACAAAAUACCUGGAAGAAAACAAAACACAAAGUGCUUUGGCCAAAAUCAUCAAGACCGGAUUCUCAUCUCUUCAGCUGGAAUAUUUUUUUACUGCAGGCCCGGAUGAAGUAAGAGCAUGGACCAUAAAGAAAGGGACGAAGGCACCUCAGGCUGCUGGCAAGAUCCACACAGAUUUCGAGAAGGGCUUCAUUAUGGCCGAAGUAAUGAAAUUUGAAGAUUUUAAAGCAGAAGGCAGUGAAACUGCUGUCAAGAGUGCUGGAAAAUAUAGACAACAAGGCAGAAAUUACAUUGUUGAAGAUGGAGACAUUAUCUUUUUCAAAUUCAAUACACCACAGCAAUCAAAAAAGAAGUGAAUUUAAAGUACAACUUCCUCCUGUCGUGAGCAGUGGAACAUAAUAGGCAAGACAUUGCACAUAUUCAAACUUGCAAAUAAAAGGAGUUUUGAUAUUGGUUUCUGACUAAUUGGUUAGGGACAGAUUGGCAUAUGGCAACAAUGACAAUAAAUUGGAUCUUUGAUAGGAUUCAUCUUAUAUUGAUCUGACGUGGAUUUAACUAUAUUCUAAACAACUGAACAAGAUUGAAUUUACUUAUUUUUAAAUAUACAUUUGGCUGUAAAUCAUGAUUUCAACCUGACUUGGGACAGCUUGUUAUUCCUUUAAUUGUAUUCCUCAUGUUUGUUAUGGAAUGAGAUAAUGUUAUUCCAAUGAAAGUGUAGGUUCACUAAAUGUCGACAGCUUUAAUUUAAGAUUAAAGCUCUACUCUAAACUGGAGCAUUUCAAGAACCAUAUUACUCUCAUGAUACUUCAUUAAUCUCCAUCACUAGAUGCCAAAUCUGACACACUUGACAGAAAAGACAAUGGCAUUGCUCCUUUCUGAAUCUACAGAUAAUGCAUGUUUUACAGUACUCCAGAUGUUUACAGUCAAUAAAACAUUUGACAAAAACAGUCUUGGUGUGUUUGGGGAUGUCUGUAUUGACUGACUGUGGUGUGUUAAAUGUGAUAUGGCACCUGGUAGUUGCUGAUUACAGAAUUUAAAGACGUGUAUGAUACAGUAACUGCCAGUGUGGGGCAGCUUUUUAUUAUAUUUCAGAAAUGGUUCUUUUCAUUAAAAGAUAAAGAUUAAGGUGCUGAUGAUUUACUGAAAGCAUGAAUAGAUGGGCAUUUAUUGUGAGGAUAAGUACUUUCAUGUCUGUAUUAUAGGAGUUCAUGAUCUAGAUGGGUGUAAUACAGAAGCAUAAAUUUAUGUUUUUUUUGGUAAAUUGAUUUUUGUGUACAACUAGGAGAUUCACCUCAGUGGUUUGAUUUUAUUCCUUUAGAGUUAACCCCUUUAGACAUUUAUAAAUGCAUUGUGCUGUGUUGGUGAUUAAAGCUCUUUUCCAAUAUCAUAAUACAUUUGUCACCCAUUACAUUUUCUCUUAAGUUAGGGUUGAAUAGUGGUCAGUAACUUUGUGGAAAUGUUUGUCGUGUGUACUUCGUUGAUUUAUUCACUUACAAUAGAUUGUUGAUUGCAAUUUUGUGCCAUCAAUUUCCAGUAAGCAUUAAAAAGAAAAGGCAAAAACAAGCUUGAAACAUACAUCUGGAAGGGAAAAUAUAUACCAGAAGUAUUAACAUUAUUUUUUCUUUCAGAUAUGUGAUUUUGUCAUUUGUUGAAAUUUAUAAUAGAACUGUAUUAGUGAUUUUCUUUUAUAUAUGCCUAGAAUACCUACUGGGUAUGUGCUGUUGGACUGGAAUUGUCUUUCCAUACAGGAAGAGGAGUUUUUUUUAAUUGUAUAUAGGAACAGUUGAGAUCUGAAAAAAUGUCUUUUUAAAUGUCAAAUGGCACACUUGACAUUGUUAAAGGAGUUAGAGGCUAUUGCUCUUUAUUAACCACGUAAAAAACAAUCCUCUUGUGCUUACUGUGAAUGUUAAAUAUUUUAACAGAAGAAAUAUGAUCGCCGUGGUUGUAUAAUUUUUGAUAUAUGAAAAUAUUAUGCUUGGAAAAUAAUCUUUGGAAAGGAAUGUCUCUUGAGAAAAUAACCAGUAGGAAAAGGUUUUCACUGAAAAUUUCAUCAACCCAUUGAGCAAAGUCCAUUGCGUCAGAAUUGAAGAACUUAAGCAUGCAUGUUAACAGUCUGAACAAGAGAGCUUAGGGGGUUUAAAAACACACUUUCAAUGUAGAAAAUAGGAAAAAUUAGUUAUUGGGAAGGGUUAAGUGAUAGGAUAAUCUUAUUAAUAUGACCAAAAUGAAGAAUGUGGAAUAUUUCAGCAGGAAUCUGUUCCUUGUGCCUCUGAAUUACCUUCUGGAUGUAACAGUGAUUAAAAUAAAGAUGGGAA
Mobula hypostoma (lesser devil ray) is the source of this 3269-nucleotide messenger RNA. It is a transcript of the gene ola1, whose product is annotated as Obg-like ATPase 1. The transcript has 11 exons. The record is from RefSeq and is a predicted model, not a curated record. Gene Ontology annotation, molecular function: GTP binding; ATP binding; ATP hydrolysis activity. Gene Ontology annotation, cellular component: cytoplasm. Bases 120 to 1310 code for a protein of 396 amino acids. Lineage: Eukaryota; Metazoa; Chordata; Chondrichthyes; Myliobatiformes; Myliobatidae.